Molecule: messenger RNA, 1832 nt
Organism: Paramacrobiotus metropolitanus
Lineage: Eukaryota; Metazoa; Tardigrada; Eutardigrada; Parachela; Macrobiotidae
Product: BTB/POZ domain-containing protein 2-like
Exons: 8
Coding region: 252-1520 (422 amino acids)
Biological process (GO): neurogenesis
Cellular component (GO): cytosol
Molecular function (GO): protein binding
Source: RefSeq, a predicted model, not a curated record
UUGUUAGUCAUUUUUGUGAUACAGUACCAGUAAUCAUCGGUAAACACUGCGAUAGAGGCGUCCUUUAAAUGUGAACCAAAUUACGAAAUCAUGCUUUCGAUGGCGGAAUGCAAGUGAGAAUUCCCUGGUUGAGAGUUGCGUGUGGGUAAAUGUUCCUGGAAACUUCAUGAAGGCAUCGAUUCUGUGAUCAACCCCGUAUUACGUAUACAUCAGUCCGGAGAACAGGCGCAUAUCUCACGGUUUCUGACAACAUGUCGACGACUACUGCGCGGGAUACAAGAUCCAGUGUUCCACCACGGGGAACGAUCGACGGGGUGGACAAACGGAUGGACCAGCUGCUGCGGAGCGGAGACCUGUCCGAUGUGCACUUUUUAGUGGGGCGAAAUUAUGAGCUUAUCAAGGCUCACAAGUUGGUGCUGAGCAGCGGUAGUGAUCUGUUUCACGCAAUGCUCAAUGGGCCCGGCAGACUGCAUGAGUUGCCUGGCCACGCGAUUGUGGUUCCGGACAUUCCUCCUCUAGCUUUCAAAAAUAUGCUGCAAUACCUGUACACCAACGAGAAGCGUCUCACUGUGGAAAAUGUGUUUCCGACGCUGAAGUGCGCCGACCAGUACCAAGUGCAGCAGCUGGCCGACCACUGCGUGGACUUUAUCCUCACGGAUCUCCACCGCGGCCCCGACAACUGUUUCCGAUAUAUAGAAGACGCGGUAUCGUAUGGCGUUAAGCAUGAAAAUAUCGUGGAGAAUUGUCUGCACUUCGUGGAUAUACGCUGUAAGGACCUCCUCCAGUCGGAACACUUCGCUAAAUUGGAAUACGGUCCGCUGACCCUGAUUUUGAAGCGUGACACUUUGUUUAUGGACGAGACGCUCAUUUGCGCGGCUGUCAAUCGGUGGGCGGUGGCUGUUUGUGCGCGGAGAAAGAUGGAACCUUCGUCUGCUAACCGUCUCCAGGUCCUGGGAAAACUGUUGUAUCUGAUACGAUUCCCAGUGAUGACGAACCAAGAAAUUGCUGACUUGCCUGCGGAGUUCCGAUGGUUGGAGGCAGCAGCAACGAAGGAGAUGCAGAAAAAUCGCUUUCCCAAACAGCAGCCCCGGCGCGCCCCGGUCAUCCGUGUCGGUGAUGUAGAAUUCCGUCAUAAUGAAGAAGUCUUCGUGAAACGAGAUGACAAAUGGCAUCCUGCUGUGGUGAUCGGAACACGUGGAUCGGCGGUCGUCCUAAUGUGUAAUGAAAGCAUCCAGAAGGUCGUCCCGGAGAAUAUCGUUUGCGCGGCGGAUAUCCUUACAGCCAAUCUGCUGGUUCUUCAUCCCGAUCCUGGCUUUGUGGACCUCUACAAGGAUUGCAAGUAUGUGAGGUUGGAAGGGGGCUAUCAUAUCACUAAAUUCCGCAACGGCAGGGAGCAAAAAGUCAAGUUCAGUCAGAUUUUUAUUCCACAUUCCCGAGUGGAAGCGUGGAGGAAAGGCAAGGAAAAGAGUGGCAACGGUAGUACGAGGAAACGUUCAUUGGACGUCGCUGGACUGAUGUGAACUGUUGACUGUGGCUCUGUUUGGAUGCGUGGAGAAAGCCUCAGAAAGGAUACUGACGAGGGAGCGAAUGGGAAGAGUACGGGUAUCCACAAGAAAAGGUCUCUUUACUGGUGACUUAGCGCAGCUGGUGCAUAUUAUCUUGUACUUCAUAGUUGACCGUAUAGGUUUUUGUACAGUACUGUUGUUAAAGUUUUAACCUGGCGAGAUUCGCUACACUUUUUGUUACCAGUGUGAGAAAUUUUUUGGUAUAAGUCAGAAUGCAAAACGAUGUGUACAUAAGUUCAAAAAAUGUACAGUUAGGUUGACAAUCAU